This is a messenger RNA of Hypoxylon trugodes, 531 nucleotides long. Its product is annotated as HD domain-containing protein. The transcript has a single exon. Gene Ontology annotation, molecular function: 5'-deoxynucleotidase activity. Lineage: Eukaryota; Fungi; Ascomycota; Sordariomycetes; Xylariales; Hypoxylaceae. Gene Ontology annotation, cellular component: cytoplasm. The coding region runs from base 1 to 531 and encodes 176 amino acids. The record is from RefSeq and is a predicted model, not a curated record.
AUGAGUCUAGAAUUCGUUCAAAUAUGCAUGCAAAUCAAAGAAACCCGGCGUGCUGGCUGGGUCCGACGAGGUAUCAAGGAUGGGGAGUCGGUCGCUGACCACACUUUUGGGGUUUUGCUACUGAUCCUACAGGCUACCAAACAGCUGCCUGCGGAAACCAGACUCAAGGCGUUGGAAAUGGCCAUCGCGCAUGACCUUCCUGAGGCCAUCAUAGGUGACUACACCUCGGCAGAUCAUGUCAGCAAAGAGCGCAAAAGGACCGAAGAAAGCCUUGCCAUGGAUUUCCUACAAUGCCUGGCUCCUUCCCCUACUACCGAAACUCUCCGAGCUCGGCUGGCGGAGUAUAAUGAACAUCAGACUCCAAUCUCGAGACUCGUUCAUCAGGCCGACAAGCUUGAGCCCUUGGUCCAAGCUCUACGAUACAGCAAGAUGUUCCCGGAGGCUCAAGACCUAGAAGAUUUCAAAGCUCAUAUCAAAUACAUCGAAGAUCCAACUUUAGCUAAUAUUGGCAAGGCAAGCCUGGAACGAUAG